This is a messenger RNA of Rangifer tarandus platyrhynchus (Svalbard reindeer), 384 nucleotides long. The record is from the annotation of a GenBank genome assembly. Lineage: Eukaryota; Metazoa; Chordata; Mammalia; Artiodactyla; Cervidae.
AUGACCAACCUUCCUGCAGAAUCCCCGGGGGGUUGGGGUGCCAAGUGCUCUGGAAACCUAUUCUUUUUUGGCUCAACCAAAAGAAAUGUCCCCUCUCCUUCCCCUGACCCCGGGCAUGGGGCAACUUUCUUAAAAAUCCUAAGUAGGGUUCAGUCCAAGCAGCAAGGCAUGGCCUGGGUCCUUGACUCCUGGCUGAGAAACCAACAGGGUGAUUGGAAAAAAAAAAAAAAAAAAUCAAGAGUUUGUCCCCCACCCUCAUCACACAAGGAGAGGCAGGUGACAUCAAGGAGGGGUGGGACAAUAGGGCGGCGGGCUGGUGGGGACUCCUACCCUUGGACCCCACUGUCCUUAGGUGUGUUUACUCGGCGAUGGCAGCCCGUCUGA